AUGAAGAUCCAACUCGCCCUUGCUUUCUUCGCUCUGCGUCUCGGGCCGCUGGUACGCGCCCGUGAGAUGAGAGCAGGAGAGGGCGCCGAGGCGAAGAAGAUGGGGGAGGAGGGGGGGUUUGUGCCGGAUGGGAAAGAGGAGUUGGAGAGGAAGUGGGGGUUUGAGUGGGGAUUCAACGGCGUCAACUCUUUCGCCCAUCUAGAGCACGUCAAGUGUCUCACGAAGCCAGAAACGCGGUUCGAUAUCGGCAUCCUCGGUGUGCCGUUUGAUACAGCCGUCAGCUACAGACCAGGAGCGCGGUUCGGGCCCCGCGCCAUCCGCGCCGCCUCUUCCCGCCAGACAUCCUUCCGCGGCUUCAACGCCCGCGCCUCCAUCAACCCGUACUCAUCAUGGGCCACCAUCCUCGACUGCGGCGACAUCCCAGUGACACCCGUCGACAACGCCAUGGCCUUGACCCAGAUGACAGCCGCCUACCUCGAACUCGGGCAUCGCCCCGCCCUCUCCCCCAGCCUGCGAUUCCCCAAGAUCAUCUCUCUCGGCGGCGACCACUCUCUGGCCCUCGCCGCUCUGCGAGGCCUGAACCGGGUCCACGGCCAGCCGAUCGCAGUGCUGCACUUCGACGCCCACCUCGACACGUGGCACCCAGCCAAGUACCCCAGCCCGUGGCCGAGCCCGCAGUCCGACUUCAACCACGGCUCGAUGUUCUGGCUCGCCUCCCGCGAGGGCCUGAUCGCCAACGGAUCGAGCGUGCACGCCGGGCUGCGCACCCGCCUGUCCGGCGCCGACUGGGCCGACUACGAGGACGACACGAGCCAGGGCUUCCUGCGCAUCUCGGCCGACGACAUCGACGAGCUGGGGACCCAGGGCGUCGUCGCCGCCAUCGUGGCCCGCGUCGGGACCGACGCGCCCGUCUACCUGUCUGUCGACAUCGACGUGUUGGACCCCGGCCUGGCGCCGGGCACCGGGACGCCCGAGGCAGGUGGGUGGACGAGCAGAGAGCUCAUCCGCAUCUUGCGGGGCGUCGAGGGCCUGAACGUCGUGGGCGCGGAUAUCGUCGAGGUGGCGCCCGCGUAUGACGGGGCGGGCGAGCAGACUGCGUUGGCGGCCGCGCAGGUUGCGUAUGAGAUCUUGACGAGUAUGGUGAAGAGGGGACUGGUGGACAUGGGGAGGGAGAGCGAGGUGAGGAUCAAGGAUGGGACGGGAGCGACGGGCACUGGGGAGAGGGUCAGAGACGAGUUGUAG
Messenger RNA from Drepanopeziza brunnea f. sp. 'multigermtubi' MB_m1, 1242 nucleotides. RefSeq lists its product as uncharacterized. Lineage: Eukaryota; Fungi; Ascomycota; Leotiomycetes; Helotiales; Drepanopezizaceae. Gene Ontology annotation, molecular function: agmatinase activity; metal ion binding. The record is from RefSeq and is a predicted model, not a curated record.